Messenger RNA from Bombina bombina (fire-bellied toad), 1101 nucleotides. Its product is annotated as olfactory receptor 11L1-like. Gene Ontology annotation, molecular function: G protein-coupled receptor activity; olfactory receptor activity. The transcript is spliced from 3 exons. Bases 1 to 1101 code for a protein of 366 amino acids. The record is from RefSeq and is a predicted model, not a curated record. Gene Ontology annotation, cellular component: membrane. Lineage: Eukaryota; Metazoa; Chordata; Amphibia; Anura; Bombinatoridae. Gene Ontology annotation, biological process: G protein-coupled receptor signaling pathway.
AUGAGGUUGAGCCAGAGUAUUGAAGUGAAAAAGGAGCAGCGCCACAAAAGUAAGAUCAUUGGGUAUAGUACAAACAGGCUGAUGGGGUUUGAGGUGGGUAAAUGUUUUGAUGAUGGUAGUUGGAUAUAUUGUGGAUGGCUCCAGUGCAUUUAUCCUGAGUACAUUAUGCCAUUUACCAACCAAAACAACACAAAUGAGUUUGUUAUUAUGGGACUGAUAAGCCUAAAUACACCUCACAUCUCUCUCUUUGUUAUAUUCCUCUUUAUCUUUUUAGUGACUCUAACUGGUAAUGUGAUUAUUUUGACUGUAGUAUGGCUAGACCAGUCACUUCAAACACCCAUGUAUUUUUACCUCACCAACCUCUCAUUCUUGGAAAUUUGGUACACUGCAACAAUUGUGCCCAAACUAUUAGCCAAUCUGCUGAUGAAGUACAACAAUAUCUCCUUUGCUAAUUGUAUGACUCAGUUAUUUUUCUUUGUCACGUUUGGUGCUUCUGAAUGUUACCUGCUAUUAAUCAUGGCGUAUGAUCGAUACUUAGCAAUCUGUAAACCAUUGUAUUAUCAUAGCAUUAUGAAUACCAGGACAUGCUUAAAAUUAGUUGCUGGUUCUUGGAUAUUUGGUGUUCUGACAGGAUUAAUGCCAGUUUUGCUUAUCUCCCAAUUGGACUUUUGUGGGUCUCGUGAGAUAAACCAUUUCUUUUGUGAUAUUCCCCCUCUGCUGAAGCUGUCCUGUAGUGAUACAUAUUCCACAGAGAUUUCCAUUUUUGUCCUGUCCCUUUUGGUGCUCUUCUGUUCUUUGAUGCUGACGUUGGUUUCAUAUAUAUUCAUUGUCAUUUCUAUAUUUCACAUCAAGUCUUCUAAAGGCAGGCGUAAAACAUUUUCCACCUGUGGAGCUCAUCUCAUAGUGGUGCUAAUAUAUUAUGGCACUAUGAUCUUUAUGUAUGUACGUCCCCACUCCAGCUACUCUUCUGACAUGAAUAAAUUUAUCUCAGUCUUCUAUACUGUUGUCACGCCAGGGUUAAACCCAAUAAUUUACAGUCUUAGAAACAAAGAUGUGAAAGUAUCACUCCAGAAAUUGCUAAGGAGAAUGUUUCAUCCAUAA